Equus quagga is the source of this 720-nucleotide messenger RNA. RefSeq names its product basic proline-rich protein-like. The record is from RefSeq and is a predicted model, not a curated record. The coding region runs from base 1 to 720 and encodes 239 amino acids. The transcript is spliced from 2 exons. NCBI's taxonomy places the organism in Eukaryota, Metazoa, Chordata, Mammalia, Perissodactyla, Equidae.
AUGACCUUAAUGGUGGAGAAAGAUGAAGCAUCUAAUACUAGCAUGGAAGAAAUCCUCACAGGGCCCAGGCCGGACCCGCCCCCAGACCCAUCUCAACCGGGAGACAGAGCCCCAUCUGCUGUGGACCCUGACGGCGUGGCCCGCUGCGCCGCGUCCCGCUCGGAGGGCCCCUGGCCAAGCCCCGACCCCUCCCAGUGGCAGCCCGCCCGCAGUCAGCCCCGCGGCCGCUCACCUACGCGCAACCCGCGUCCUCCUCUUCCUCCUUCCCGAGGCGUCUGCAGCCGCCCGGCGCCGCCCCCUCCCCUUCCCGCCUUCGCCCCGCCCCCUCGGAGCCGGAACUGCUCCCUUCGGGCCCUUCUCCCCGCCCCCUUCGGCCCCCAGUGUGGCGUCACUUCCGCCAGCGCCGGGCCGCGCGCUGAGAGUCCGCGUCUCGCGAACGCGCCGGGAGCGUCCUCAGACCCAGGAGCGCGCCCCGCGGAUGACAACAAAUUCGUCGCGCCGCUGCGGUGUUGUCCGCCUCAGCCCCUGCCGCCUCCCGGCGCGCUGUCUUGCCCCCUUGCCCUGUGCCGACUAGGAUCCCCGCGGAAGCCCCCGGGUCUGGGGCGACGGGAGCUCCUCUGUCUUGUCCCCGCCAGGCCCAGCGCGAGCGGAGCCAGCGAUGGGGUCGCCCUGAGGGACGCCUGGCGCCGUGAGGGCAUGGAGGGGCCACCGCGGGCUUAG